GACAAACAAGAUGAUGACGAAUUGGUUGGUCAUUUGGAUUUCAUCGGCCUCCAUCAAACAUCUCAGUCUUCUUCGAAAAGACUUCGUAAAGUAGGAUUUUCAAUGACAGAGUUUACUACGCAAUAG
This is a messenger RNA of Ambispora leptoticha, 126 nucleotides long. NCBI's taxonomy places the organism in Eukaryota, Fungi, Glomeromycota, Glomeromycetes, Archaeosporales, Ambisporaceae. The record is from the annotation of a GenBank genome assembly.